Penicillium waksmanii is the source of this 732-nucleotide messenger RNA. Its product is annotated as GPI anchored serine-threonine rich family protein. The record is from RefSeq and is a predicted model, not a curated record. The transcript has 2 exons. Bases 1 to 732 code for a protein of 243 amino acids. Lineage: Eukaryota; Fungi; Ascomycota; Eurotiomycetes; Eurotiales; Aspergillaceae.
AUGCGCUUCAUUAUCGUGACUUCGCUCCUCGCCGCUCUGGUUGCUGCCAAGAGCACCAACAAUGACUUCAACAACCCGGCUGGUGGUUACACCUUCACUGCUGGUGAUUCUACUACCGUGACCUGGGACCACAAGGCUGGCAGCACCGUUUCCCUGCGUCUGCAGUCCGGUUCUGUCACCACCGCCACCUCCGGAACUUCUAUUGCCUCCAACAUUGAUAACUCCGGCUCAUUCACCUGGACCGUGCCCACCAACCUAGUCAAGGGCAAGGAAUACACCAUUGAAAUCAUCAACGACGACAACACCGACGAAUACAACUUCCUCCCCUACUUCACCGUCGUCGGUGCCACCGGCUCGGCUUCCACUUCCACCGCCGUCCCAACCACCACCUCAGCUGAAUCCACCAGCACAACUGAGGCAUCAACUACCAGCACCACCGCCGAGGCCACCACUACCACUGAGGCUAGCACCACUACCGAUGCUGCCACUACUACCACCACUUCCAAGGUUGCCAAGACCACCGCCACAACCCUGACCAAGGCUUCCAGCUCUGCUGCCACUACCACCACUUCAUCCGAGUCCGAGUCCAGCACCACUGCUUCCAGCAGCAGCGCCAGCUCGUCUUCCGCUUCUGCCUCCUCGACCGCUGUGCCUAACGGCAACGGUGCUGGCGUCAACCGCGUUUCUGGCGCUAUGUUGGCUCUGGUUGCCGGUGCUAUUGCGAUGAUGUAA